This is a messenger RNA of Diachasmimorpha longicaudata, 3831 nucleotides long. RefSeq lists its product as uncharacterized. Lineage: Eukaryota; Metazoa; Arthropoda; Insecta; Hymenoptera; Braconidae. The record is from RefSeq and is a predicted model, not a curated record. The transcript has 5 exons. Gene Ontology annotation, cellular component: cytoplasm. The coding region runs from base 447 to 2123 and encodes 558 amino acids.
AGAAGUACCUCGGGACACCUUAAGUUAGCGAAUUAGAAUCCUUCAAACCUAACCUCAAAAGUCCUGAGUAAUAUUUCUCAUCGAUCAGUAUUCUAAACUACAAAAAUUUGUUUAUAGUUCGUCGAACGAAUGUUUAUCCCCCAAUUAUCGCCGCAGCAAUCACCCUCUCCCCCGUGUUGAACAAUAAAAUGGAAUUGCAAAAUGUAAAUGAUAAAAAAGCAUCAGUGGACAUUGGACGAGACGAACUGUUGCAGGAAACCGUGUGAUUUCCGAGUGAUUUAUCAGGGAGAUUGAUUUCGUUGACGUGGGGAUCAUUAUUCGACGCUUCAUUAGUCGACGAUAUCAUUAUCGAUCUUCGGGAUAGUCUUUAAAAGCUGAUCAUUUUGGUGCUGAUUGAGUUGAGGGCCUUGUUUCUGCUUAAUUUUUCAUCUUGUGAUAAUUGGGUCAUGGCACUGGAUGCUAUCGGCAGGGGCAUGGAUAGACUUCAGGAGAUCAACAUAAAGAUUCACAAGAGUCAUUUGACUUAUCUGCAAACUGAUGACAGCCCCUCGAAGAUUCAAAAGAGGUUAAAGUUGGAGGGUUUCAUCAAGGAGUACCUCUGUCUCGUCCCCAACGAGAGCAAAUACGUAUUUCAAGAGACAGCCCAUAUUCUCCACCGCUCGGCCUCGGCCUUGAACGACUUCAGUGGCUACCGAGCGUGCGAAGCCUGGAGUGCAAUUUCCUUGUAUGCCUCGAAUCUUCUGGCCCAGCCCUGGCGCAAAGAGUACAGGACCCUUCGCACGUACUCUGGCUACUACAAGCACGAGAUCGAGGCGAAUUUAAUCGGUGCCGAGUUGAUGUUCGAACUCAUGGGCUACAAACACACAGGCCUGGGAACCCUUACUCUAGAGGGACCCAUCGAUCCAGAUAGGGUCUCCUCGGUGAGUCGAGACGCCAUUGUCGCCUUCGUCGAGUGCCAGAUACUCAAGCAAAUAUGGGAGGCCAUCUCCAAGAACUUUAAGAUAUCGUGGUUGGAGGUUUUAGAGUUCAGAGAGAAUCACGUGGGCACACCUGACACUGCUAUCCGAGCACUCACUCAUAGGUUCUAUGAGCGACUGCACCAGAAUAGGUCUAAGGGGGACGUCUAUAGGAAUUAUCAUCAUCAGACCAUUCUGGAUCAGCUGCCUCCAACUACUGUUCCUUAUCACCUUAUACCGAAUAAUUUUAAUGGGCCUGUUAAUAUCGCUCCGGAUUACUGCUAUCCUGACGAGGGCUAUAGGUGCUUCCCGCAGUACUGUCUCCCUCAAGUUUCUAACAGUUUCUACGGAGUUCCCUCAGCGGAACCGUACUACAAUCCUCUUUAUGCCGCGCGUUUGCCCACCGAGAGACUGAUCGAGCUUGAUCCUCCCCCUGCGGUCUCGAAUUUCGACAAACCGAUCCACCGCAAGUCCCACCGAGAGGAUGAGAUCGAUCACCCGAGACGAAAUCCCGACGACGAUUACUCGAGGGUAGAGCGAAGGCCCAUGAAGACUUCGACGAGUCUCGACUCAGGCACCAGUGAGUCCUGGGACUACGUCUUCAGAUCCCUGGAUAAUCUCCGGCACUCGAAAGACAUGGGAGAGAGAGAAGAGAUCCACAAGAAGCGUGAUAAGAUAAAACGAGAUAAACACUCGAGUUUCGAGACUGAAGAGAAGACCUCGAAGGAUAAGAAGAGGUUCUCCAAGGGCUUUAGCGAGGACAAUGGCUUUAAGAAAAAGGGGAGCGUUGAUCUCUUGGAUCUGCGGGACAGCUCGGGACAGAGCGACGAGAGGUUGAGUAUACAAGAGAAGAUCAGGAAAUUCAGUCAGGGGCAGCCGAAGAACUAUCACAGGGUUGUCGAGUCUGUGAAGAAUCUGACGAUUGGAUCUAAGGAGGACAGGAGGGGCAAGGAGAACAAGUGGGAUUGCUCUACCUGCACUUUUUUGAAUUCUGCCGACAGGGACAUCUGUGAGAUGUGUAAUAAGAGCCGGAGAAAGGGGAAUGAGGACAAACCUUUGGCUAGUGGGGGCAAGGAGUGCCCCCAGUGCACUCUGGUUAAUGAAAAGGACGCUGAUAAAUGCGAGGCUUGUGAUACCAGUCUCAAGGACUCACCCACUUAUAUUUAGUCGAGGAGGUAAGAAGUUUUUAGUUUUUAAAAAUUUUGUUUGUUUGUUUGUUAGGGCUGUUUUGAGCUUUUGAGGACUGUAAAACUUUGAUAGAUGAAAAAAUCUCUCUGGAAAAAAUAUUCCCGGAAGACCAUGAUUAUUUUACUUAUGAUAAUACAAUAUUUGCGACGUUCUUCAAGUAGUCGAUAAAAUUUCCUUUAUCAUAAUUCUGAAUUACUGCCUUCCGAUGUUUUGUUUAUUAUUUACGGGAAGAUUUUUUUCCACUGAUGAAUUUCGACAAACAAAUUUUCCCGAGAUAGAUUUUUAUUAAGGGCAAUUUUUGGGGAAGUUGGGGGGUGGUUCAAAAGCGUCGGAAAUCCCCGGGGUGUAGGGGUAACUGUGUUCGAUAUUAAUCAGUUGAAGAAGGGAAGCACAGUAUUUAGAGGAUAUCAGUGGUGAAAGGGUAAAUGAAAUCAGCACUGUUUAUUUUUUAUUAUCUCUUUUUUGGGAAUUCUUUUUUAGAGGAUAGAACCCAAAAAGUAUAGAAGAAUUAAAAUCUGACUCAUUUCAUUUUGCCAUUUUCCCACUGAAAUCACUCGUCCAUAGCAUUAUUGAUUGCCUAAUGGUUUGAUACACGUGAAAUUUAGACAAUCUAAAAAUUAUAUUUCAUCGAUAGACCAUUGUUCAAUGGCUGAGAAAAAAUUGCGUAUCCAAAGUGUUAUGAAACGAAAUUCUACGUUGAAGUGACUAAUCGAUGAUUCAGUUGCAAGAAAUGUCUUGAUGUUUUCUUCCGACAUUUACUCCCAUAGUUGCCAGUUAUUUUCACAAUUUUCAAUUAUGUAUCUCCCACUUCAACGUAGAAUUUAAAAAAAAAUCACGAGUUUAUCCUGAACAAGGAGGAGAUAAUUACGGAGCUUAUGAGUUACAAUAUAUGUCUGUUAAAUAUAAACGUAAAAUAAUAUUACUGAAAUCACCCACUGAAGUUACUGUCCUCACAUUCCUAAUUUCUUCUCCUUCAAAAGAUUUUUUUUCUGUUAUUUAUGAUUUAUCCUGUGCAAUAUUACUUUAAUUAAUAUUUAAUACAAAUGUGUAAUUUUAAAACACGGGAAUAGUAUUAGAUUUCUACUUUUUACACUGAGAAUACGAAUGCUUUGAGCUAUUUAACCCACUGUUAAUCAAUUUUGAGACGUUCGAUUUUUGUUUUAAACAAAUGGUAAAAUUUGUUCUAUUAUAUAUAAUGAGUGACAGAGUCUCCCAUAGGUGAUAAGCAGAUAGUUGGAUUCAAGCACAAACAUAAUAUUGGUUUAAUCGUUCGACAAUGUGGGACUUAUUAAGAAGCAAUAUUUAUUCACGAAAUUCUGCACUGAAGUGAAAUGAUAAGAAUAUACAUAUAUAUUAAUCCACUGAAUGAGAAUUUCUAGUUUUGUUCAUUGACUUCUAGUUCUGAAUUUAUGAAAGCAUAAUGCGCACCUCGAAAUAUCUAGAUUAAUCAUGAGAACAUUGUAUUAAUACGUAACAUAAUAUUUACAAUAGUUGAAGCUUCAAUGAGCUAUAAAAGAAUAUUUAAAUCAAUCGUUUUGAAGAUUAUAAACAUAUAAACGAACUAAAAAUGUUGAUAUUUUUUCAAUCUACGUGUAGACUCCAUUUGUGUAAGGGUACGUUAGGAGGAAAUGUAAGAGGCUGUUGUAAAGAGAAUUAAUAAAUUUGUAUGAAGAUUAGUGAUAAUUAA